UAGCAGGAACACCCUGCCAGACAUGUGCUGGCAGCCAGGAUGUCUGGCUCAGCAAAGUACAGGGCAGACCCCUGGGGCUGCGGCUCCCCUUGUGCCCCAGAGCCUCCUCCAGCAGGGAGGUCCUGGCUCGGUGGAGUCUUUAUCACAGCACCUGCAUGAGGAUCAAGGCACAGAGAGCCCCAGGCAUGUGCAGGGAGGUGGGUGGAGGGGCCUUGAGAUAAGGCAGCAGACACAACAUGGUGGUGUGGGGCGGGGGGAUUCCCUUCCCAGCCCUCUUAAACGGCAUGGGGCCGUUGGGCAGCACUGCCAGGCAUGGAGAGAACCACGGUGCUGAUCACAGGCUGCUCCUCGGGCAUCGGCCUGGGGCUGGCUGCACACCUGGCAGCCGAUGCCACUCGCCGGUUCAAAGGUAAAGGGGGUGCCCCGGGGGUCCCAGGUGGUCUCUGGGCUGGGCCAGGCAGAGCUGGGGGUGGGCUGGGGUUCGUGCUGGCUGUGGAGCUCGGUGGCACUGCUGCCCAUGGCCACACUCUCUCCCCAGUUUAUGCCACCAUGCGUGACCUGGCCAAGGCUGAGCAGCUGCUGCAGCGCCUGGGGGGCAACUGCCCCGACACGCUGGAGGUCCUGCAGCUGGAUGUCACUGACCCCUGCUCGCUGGCAGCUGCUGCACAGCGGCUGCAGGGACAGCGGCUGGAUGUGCUGGUCUGCAAUGCAGGGGUGGGGCUGAUGGGACCGCUGGAGACCUGCUCCGACCAAGCCAUGAAAACUCUCUUCGAUGUGAACCUGUUCGGGGCUGUCCGCACCAUCCAGGCGUUCCUGCCUGCCAUGAAGAGCCGCAGGGCAGGGCGGAUCAUUGUCUCCAGCAGCAUUGGGGGGCUGCAAGGUGGGACCCCCAGCGCCCUGUGGCACAGGGAGCCGUGGGCAAGAGUUCUGGUGCUCAGGGUGCGGCUCUGCCCAGGGCUGCCCUUCAACGCCGUGUACUGUGCCAGCAAGUUUGCAGUGGAGGGGCUGUGCGAGAGUCUGGCCAUCGUCCUGCGCCCCUUCAACAUCCACCUGACCCUGGUGGAGUGCGGGCCCGUCCACACCAGCUUCCAGGCCAACCUGCAGCGCCCCGACCCCGAGGGCAGCGAGAUGCGGCGCCUGGACGCCGAGACACAGGGGCUGUACCGCCGGUACCUGGGGCACUGCCAGAGCAUCUUCCGCGACGCGGCGCAGGAGGUGGAGGAGGUCCUGCCGAUGUUCCUGGACGCCAUCGGCAGCCCCUGCCCGCCCCUUCGCUGCGCCAGCACCCAGCUCCUGGCCCCGCUCUGCCGCCUGCGGCUGAACAGCCCCGACGGCUCCGCGUACGUCCGCGCCAUGCACGACUUCGUGUUCGGCGGCAGCGAGGCCGGCGGGGAGCAGCGCUGA
Oenanthe melanoleuca is the source of this 1404-nucleotide messenger RNA. It is a transcript of the gene HSD17B1, whose product is annotated as hydroxysteroid 17-beta dehydrogenase 1. The record is from RefSeq and is a predicted model, not a curated record. Gene Ontology annotation, cellular component: cytoplasm. Gene Ontology annotation, molecular function: estradiol 17-beta-dehydrogenase [NAD(P)+] activity. NCBI's taxonomy places the organism in Eukaryota, Metazoa, Chordata, Aves, Passeriformes, Muscicapidae. Gene Ontology annotation, biological process: estrogen biosynthetic process.